AUGGCGGCACAUAAGAACGUGCUGUUGAUGAUCGCAGACGACCUUGGGAAGCAAUUGAGCUGUUACGGUGCAAGGGGAAUAAAGACGCCUAACAUCGACACCCUCGCUGCCCAAGGAACUCGUUUUGAACGUGCCUUUGCCAGCACUGCUUCUUGCAGUGGUAGUCGAUCUGUCAUCUACACAGGUCUUCAUACCCAUCAAAAUGGUCAAUAUGGCCUAGCAAGUCAUCGGCAUCAUUUUGUGACCUUUGAUCAUGUUGAGACCGCUCCUCUUCUUCUAAACCAGAUCGGACACAAAACUGGAAUUAUUGGCAAGAUCCACGUGGGCCCAAUAUCACUGUAUCCCUGGGAGAUCAAAAAAGAAAGCGACACUCGUGAUGUCGCAGUGAUUUCCGAUCAAGCACGAUCUUUUUUCCAAAAAUGCAAGGAAGAUGAAAGCCCCUUCUUCUUGACCAUUGGUUUCAUCGAUCCUCAUCGCGAUCGGACGAGGGGAGGAUUUGGUAAUCCCCACCAAUAUGAUGCUCGGAUUACCGAAGGCACGUAUGGUACAGACCACGUGGAGAUUCCUGGAUUUUUGAAUGACUCGCCUGGUGCCAGAUUGGAGCUAGCGGAAUAUUACAACUCAAUUCAUCGCCUUGAUCAAGGAGUUGGCUUUGUUCUGAACGCCCUCGCCGAAUCUGGUCUUGCAAGUUCAACUCUCGUUAUUCUCUUGAGUGAUAAUGGCCCUCCGUUCAUGAAUUCGAAAACCACACUGUAUGACUCUGGGGUCCAGUUACCCCUGAUUAUCAAACACCCCGAGAGGGAACCAGCAGUGAGCUCAGCCAUGGUCUCUUAUAUCGAUAUUCUUCCAACGAUUCUUGACUUUGUGGGCCAUCCAGCGAAAACGGACCCUGCACAGAAACGCAUUGGUCGAUCUCUUCUUGAAAACAUCGGCUCUACAGCAGAUGAUACCAAGUUUGACCGCGUCUUUGGGUCGCAUACAUUCCAUGAAGUGACCAAUUAUUGGCCCACUCGCUUCAUUCGUGACAGGCGGUACAAAUACCAUCGUAAUCUAGCCUGGCGACUGGACUUCCCCUUUGCCUCGGACAUUUACGGAUCCCUGUCUUGGGAGGACGUUCGGAAUUCUAGUGAUACGGAAAUCUUUGUUGGAAAGCGAAAGCUGAAAGAUUACUUUUUCCGUGGCCCUGAAGAGCUAUAUGACCUCGAGAAUGACCCAUGGGAAGUCAAUAAUCUUGCCGGAGAUCCAGACCACCAAGUCUUACUGGAAAAGAUGAGGGCGACGCUGGAGGAAUGGCAACGGAGAACUGAAGAUCCAUGGCUUUAUCGGGAUGGUGUUUCCGUUUGGUUCAACAGAUAUCAUUUCCCUGCCGGAUUGAAGAUUCCCGACCGGCUCGAUUUUGAUGUGAAUCAACCGGGUAACGCAGAUCUGAAAGCCUUCGAUGGAAAUGUAACUUGGGGAACUGAGGUGAAGUCUGAUUAA
This is a messenger RNA of Penicillium subrubescens, 1479 nucleotides long. Its product is annotated as sulfatase family protein. The record is from RefSeq and is a predicted model, not a curated record. The transcript has a single exon. Lineage: Eukaryota; Fungi; Ascomycota; Eurotiomycetes; Eurotiales; Aspergillaceae. Bases 1 to 1479 code for a protein of 492 amino acids. Gene Ontology annotation, molecular function: arylsulfatase activity.